Strongylus vulgaris is the source of this 978-nucleotide messenger RNA. NCBI's taxonomy places the organism in Eukaryota, Metazoa, Nematoda, Chromadorea, Rhabditida, Strongylidae. The record is from the annotation of a GenBank genome assembly.
AUGGGUUCCUGCCCGUCCAAUCAGUGCUUCAUCGAGAAGAAACCAACGGAAGAACGAGGCGUUUUUCGAAUAACAAAAGUAUCUAAGCAGAAAAAAUUGUUUCUUCAAAAAUUGAAAAUCAAAAAUUAUUUUCAAGGUUGCCUUCGAAGGUCGCCACGUACUCUACCAGGAUGUGAGUAUGACCACUUUUCUGACCAUGUCCUCUGUGUCUGUCACGGUCCUUUUUGCAACGAUCACAUCUACAUUCGAGCAAUGGUUCGACGGAAUGUGACUUGCCGAAAAUGUACCGAAAGAGAUCCCGAAUGUGAUGAUAGGUGUCAAGGGCAGUGGUGCCAUGAGGAUAGCACUACCGGAGCGUCAGGAUGCGGCUUCGGUCCGCCAUCAUUGCCGUUUUUCUAUAAAGGACCAGAGUUAUUAUACUAUAGGAAUAAGCUAUGUGUUACUAUUUCAAGAGGUGCUGGAAAGCCGCAUAAGCACUGUAUCUGCAAUACAAACAUGUGCAAUGGUUUUGUGAAGCCAAUUGGACGAUAUCAAAAUUCUAUGGCUAGAGAUACAGCAUUGCGAUCGAGAUCAUUAGCGUUAAGUGCUGCCGACCCUACACUACCUUUGCGAACAUGUGUAAAUUGUGAAAUAAAUUCACACGAUGGCACAUCUGUCACAUCGUCAUGCAAGCAAAACAAAUGCUAUGGUCACUUCUGCACCUAUGCCUCACAGCGACAUUUGAGCCAUGGCAUGGGACGGUCAGGAACUGUACAAAUUGUUAGCGAAAAGCAAGGAUGUAUUAAUGUGACCGACAGUUCACAGAUACAGAUCGGUUGCUCAAGAAAAUGGAUGCACAACGAGUAUGAAGAGGUGUUGUGUGCAUGUGAAACGGACAACUGCAACAGAGACGACACUACAGCUUCAGCGAAGACUUCUUCCAUAUAUCUUGUUCUUAUUGUCACCACUUUGAUCUACAACUUACUUCGAAUAUCUUGA